Molecule: messenger RNA, 1672 nt
Organism: Lacerta agilis (Sand lizard)
Lineage: Eukaryota; Metazoa; Chordata; Lepidosauria; Squamata; Lacertidae
Gene: ZC3H11D
Product: chromosome 10 C12orf50 homolog
Exons: 13
Coding region: 331-1464 (377 amino acids)
Molecular function (GO): metal ion binding
Source: RefSeq, a predicted model, not a curated record
GUUGCUCUCAAGGCUUCAGUUUGAAAUUAGAAGCCGCAUCACCAACAAAAUAAUGGAGCAAUGAAAAUAAGCGAGCACUCCCAGUUUGAGGGGUCGCAUGGUGGCCUUUGUGAUGAUGUCAUAAGAACCAAGGUAACAAUGAGAGAAAUUCUGGAAGUUUGAAUUUGCGCACUGUCUAGCAACCACUCUCAAUCUGUGAGCACUUCAACAAACCUGGAGAAGGGAUCAAAGUGCCGAUUCCGUCACUGUGAAAAAGCCAUUGGCAGUGACACCGUGUGCUCAUUAUGGAGAGAGGGGAGAUGUUCCCAUCAACUUUGCAAAUUUAGACAUAUGGAAAUACAGCAAAAAUACAACAGCAUUUCAUGUUUCUGGGAGACACAGCCAUUGGGUUGUGUGAGAAUCAGUUGUGUCUUCCAUCACCGGAAACCUCGUAACAUAAAUGGACUUUUUUUGCCACCUAGUAAUGAUUCUACAUUGCAAAGGGAAGUUCAGGAAGGGAUUUUACCUCCUGCCCAAAAUCAAGAUUCCACAAAAGGUCAAGAAAACACAUUAAGACCUAUCCAUCCUCCACUGAUUAUUACCAUCAAUCUUGAGGACGACGACGAAGAAGAACAGGAGGAGAAAUAUGCAUCUUAUUUGCUGUCUAAAACACCAGAAGACAUAGAAGAAGAAAAGGCAAUAAAGGAAAUGUGUUAUAAAUCUGGAGAAUACUACAGAAUUCAGACUUCUCAGGAAAACCACUUAACAAAAAACAUACCUUUGGUGCUGGAGAACGAGCUCUUGAAAACCAUGGAAACUGGCAGAGAUUUACAAGAAGGUGAUGGUGUUGCAGUUCCAUCAAAGUUUAAUAUUGCAGAAAGGCAAACGGAGAUAACGGCAUCAUUAGAUUGUAGCUCUAGAUCUGAUCUUAAUGCCUUUGAAAAUGGAGGAGGUGAUUGCUAUUUGCCACAAAGAAAUAUAUUUGUUGCAGGGAUACAAAGCAAAGCAUUCAAUGGAGAAAAAGAAUUUGCCAUGCUGAAGUGUUCGAACAUUAAAGCUACAAGUCACGCUGAAAGCAUAAAGAAGCAUCAUUUUAAAGGAGUAAAGAAAAAGAAAUGGAUUUCCGAGGAACCCAAAAACCUUCCUCUCUCGUUGACAGCAAAAGCAAUGCAUACUUCAAACCCUAAAGGUAAAGGGUAUUGCCAACAAAAUGAUCAAAGCAAGAAUGCUGAGAAUGCUUCUUAUGUUCCUUCUCAGAGAGCCAGCGGGAGAAGUAUUUCCUUGAGUUCUCCAGCAGCUGCAAGGUCACCCAAUCUGACCUAUGGUAAAAUUGGUGCAACCAAAGAAUCCAAGAUGAAUUUGGCUGCAGAGAGGUGCACUUCAGCAUAUAAUAUACCAGCUUGGCGAAAACGAAGCCCACAUACUAAAGUAUAUACUAAAGCGGAAAAAAUGCAUUCAGAGCCCAGAAGAAAUGGAAGCAGAUAAAGUGGAAGCAGAUUUGAAAGAGAGGGAAGGGCAAAAAAGAAGUGAAAUUCUGUUCUUACUACCAUCAUAAGAGAAACAAAAGUGAAAAUUCAAAUGAUACGGUUAUCAAGGAAUUAAACUGCAGAUGCAAAGGUGACAAAAUUUAACACUCAAAAAGCAGGAAGUACAGAGAGGCUAAAACAUACGUAUUAAAAAUAUGUAAACAAGG